Rhincodon typus (whale shark) is the source of this 1503-nucleotide messenger RNA. RefSeq names its product tumor necrosis factor receptor superfamily member 19-like. Gene Ontology annotation, biological process: positive regulation of canonical NF-kappaB signal transduction; positive regulation of JNK cascade. Gene Ontology annotation, molecular function: protein binding; signaling receptor activity. Gene Ontology annotation, cellular component: plasma membrane. Lineage: Eukaryota; Metazoa; Chordata; Chondrichthyes; Orectolobiformes; Rhincodontidae. The record is from RefSeq and is a predicted model, not a curated record. The transcript is spliced from 9 exons. Bases 160 to 1503 code for a protein of 447 amino acids.
GCAAUGGACAAAAAUCCACAUGAAUUUCUGGCUCCAGAUAUUGCACAGGAUUGAAUGAAAUACAGGUUUAAAAUUUGAUGUCAGCACAGUCCGUGAGGAAACUGGAGAAAGGCUGUAAAUCCUGAUCAGUUCUUGAAAUAUUAAGAGAGAGUGUUGGACAUGAGACCACAACUGGAGCUUCUCAUUUUCUUUUCUCUGCCUCUCGGUGUUUUAACCAGCGUGAGGGAUUGCCAGGAGAACGAGUUUUGGGAUGUUGAUGGAACCUGCAAAGUUUGUAAAGAAUGUGGACCUGGAAUGGAACUGUCAAAGGACUGUGGGUUUGGAGUUGGGUUCGGUACAGAGUGUGUGAUCUGUGGAUCCAACAGGUACAAAGACAGCUGGGGCCGGCAGAAAUGCAAGCUGUGCCUUUCUUGUGCGCUCGUGAAUCGGAUUCAAGUCAGGAACUGCACAGUGUCUCGUAAUGCUGUGUGUGGGAAAUGCUUGCCAGGAUUCUAUAGGAAGACCCGGCUUGGAGGAUUGCCAGAUACAGAGUGCAUUCCCUGCACGGAUUCAGCUCCUCCCAGUGAACCUCAGUGCGUCUCCAGAUUAGAUGUGGCGAGGGUCUUGAGCUCUGACACUGGUCCAUACAACACUGCCCUUGUAGCUGUGAUCUGUAGCGUCCUGACAACGGUGCUGCUGACCACCCUGCUGCUCUGUCUCUUCUACUGCAGAAAGCUGAUUGCAGAAAAGCAGAACAAUGGACACCCAAGACCCCCCGUGACUGAGAGAGCCAGAAUAGAAUCUUCAUGUUCUGAGGGACAAGUGGAUGACGCGAGCACUGAGAGUUUGAUCAUACGCUGUCAGAAGAUCACUUCUGGCCACAAUAUAGCACAUCCUGCAGGACCAGCAGAUGUGGUUCAGUCUGAAGAUGCACCAUCGACCUUAAGAUCAUGUAUUGUGGCCUAUUUCUCUCCAUCAGGAUCUCAAGACAAAGGCCGGAGUACAGUUACUUGUCCUGCAUUCUCCAGUUCGCCUCCACAAAAUUACUGUCAGGUUGACGCACCUGAAUUACAACAGCUGGUCCACACAUCUGAUUGCUCCGCUGUCUGUCAACCUGCAUUGACCUCAAGCUGUGAAAUGAAUGGUGAGCUCCUACUAGGACACAUUGAUGAUGCUGGUGUUUCAUCACGACAAGCAGGCUGUGAGAUGCCCUUAUCCCACUGUGCUUCAGUCUCCCACUACAGACAGGAGCAUGCUCCAGUGGAAUGUACAGAGCUAGACCUUCAAGAGUAUCUGACCAAUGCUGUCACACAGAAAACUACAGCACGCUCCCGGGCCUCAAGCCUACAUAAAGGGCAAACUACAGCAUCCUGUAGCUUUGGAUCUUGUCCUGGUAUAAAAGAAUCAUCCAUGUGGGAUCAUGAUGAGAGCAGACCAGAAAAAUGCUCUAGCAGUAGAUGUGGUAACUCACAACACUGCAAUCUGCCCACUGGAAAUAACCGGGUAAGUUAUUGUUUCAAUUAA